This is a messenger RNA of Neolamprologus brichardi, 4048 nucleotides long. RefSeq names its product CRK proto-oncogene, adaptor protein (gene crk). Gene Ontology annotation, cellular component: cytoplasm. The record is from RefSeq and is a predicted model, not a curated record. Gene Ontology annotation, biological process: enzyme-linked receptor protein signaling pathway; cell migration. Gene Ontology annotation, molecular function: receptor tyrosine kinase binding; signaling adaptor activity. Lineage: Eukaryota; Metazoa; Chordata; Actinopteri; Cichliformes; Cichlidae.
UCUUUUUUUGUUUUCGCGUAUCCGCCAUUUCAGUUUUUGAAGUUAGUUGUCAUCGGCGGCUGGAUUGUAGCAGGAUUUGUGGCGUUAAAACGUAUAAUAGGACGGACAGAGCUGACUUCUGAGCACAAACCGAGCCAGAGUCCCUUUUUAUUAGGUGCUUGAGCUUCAGUGUCGGAGAAUUGAUGCCCAAACGGCCAGCUGCGGAUGUCGCCUGUUUACUAAACGUGCUCUAGGCGCUAAAGUUUUUGUAUGAGUUGAACGCUCUGCCUGUGGAUAACGGGAGGGAGAGCAGGGAAGGCCCGGUGAAGCCUCGGCUUUGGAGUGGUUAUCAUGGCUGGAAAUUUUGACGCGGAGGACCGUGGUAGUUGGUACUGGGGUCGGUUGAGCAGACAGGAGGCUGUGUCUCUGUUGCAGGGGCAGAGGCAUGGCGUGUUUCUGGUUCGGGACUCCAUCACCAGCCCCGGCGACUACGUGCUUUCGGUGUCAGAGAACUCCAAAGUCUCGCAUUACAUAAUUAACAGCAUCAGCAACAACCGACAAUCUGGUCCAGGUUUGGCCCAUCCAAGGUUCCGUAUCGGCGACCAGGAGUUUGAUGCACUACCUGCUUUGCUAGAGUUCUAUAAAAUCCACUACUUGGAUACCACCACCUUAAUAGAACCCAUCAACAAAUCUAAGCACCCCACUUUCAUGAGUGCUGGCCCCGGUGGAGGCCCCCCACCACGCCUGGAGGAUGAGUAUGUUCGGGCACUUUUUGAUUUCCCCGGCAACGACGACGAGGAUCUCCCAUUCAGGAAAGGUGAUAUCCUCCGAGUUCUUGAGAAACCAGAGGAGCAGUGGUGGAACGCCCAGAACUCGGAAGGUCGCACAGGGAUGAUCCCAGUGCCGUACGUGGAGAAGUACCGACCAGCAUCCCCCAGUUCGGUGGCGGGGUCUAGCAUGUCUGGUGCUGCACCUGGUGGGAUGGGGAUGCUGGGGAACUCUGACGGCUCUGCAGGACCAUCUGGCGCUCCACUGGUGGGAGACCCCAGCCAGUACGCCCAACCCACACCCCUCCCAAACCUCCAGAACGGACCUGUCUAUGCCAGGGCAAUACAGAAGAGGGUGCCUAAUGCCUAUGACAAGACAGCCCUGGCUCUAGAGGUGGGGGACAUGGUGAAGGUGACCAAAAUCAACGUGAACGGCCAAUGGGAGGGGGAAUGCAAAGGCAAGCGCGGCCACUUUCCCUUCACGCAUGUCAAACUGCUGGACCAGCACAAUGCCGAGGACGAGCUCAGCUGAGAGCGGACCACCGGGCCUCUACCUGGACACUAGUGGUAGACCCUUCCUCGCCCCUCCUCCCUUCCCUACCUUUGCCUCAUUCUACGUCCUCUCCCCACUUCACCUCACAGCUCCAGCUUUUAUCUGCACCAAGUACAGUUUCAGAGAAUCACUGAGAACAAAACUGGCCCUCACUAGACUUGUAAUGCACAUACCCUCCAUUUCUAGCCUCUUACGUAGUCACAGUUACCCUGCGCAUCCCCCACCUGCCCUCACUUACUGACAGACCGAAUUCAGUCAUCUACAGUGGAACAGAUACAAAGUAACACCUUUUAGAACCUUCCCUCCAUCAUAGACACAUUAUCAACACUCACUCCUCGGGAGACUCCUCGGCGCAGAGUUCAACCACUUCCUCUUCCUGUGUCAGAGCCUGUAGAUAACUGCUGUUGUUUCUUCAUCUGUCAUCGUGGAACACUGUGGGGUCACUUGUGCUGCAUUGAUGUCAGAUGGGAAUCCAGCAGCAAUCCCGGUUUUGUAUGUGCUUAGUCUUAGAGGACAGUAGGCAACCCUCUAAUUUCCAUACGGUGAAUAUGAAGGUGGAGAUAGUUAGCUUAGCUAAAUCAGCCGGUUGCAGUUAGCAUGAAGGAGAAGGAAAACAGCUACACACUGAUCAGGUUUCUUUGAAGUUUAGAAUUAAACAAAGAAGACUGUGCACGUGCUAACCGUUGGACAUAGCAUCAAGAUCAGAAAAUGGAAGAGGCUAAGCCUGAUCAGAGCAGCACAGUCAAACAUGGCGCCAUUAUUUUCUUUUCUUCUACAUUUUCCUUCAUAUUGGACAUGAAUGCAGCACUAUUCUGUGUUACCCACAACUCCAGUGUGAUCAAAUACAGCAGCAACAUUUUAGAAAAGAUAUUUAACUGAUCUCCGUGGGAAAUGAUUGAGCUCGGUUUUGGAGGCUUGCUGUUCUCGAGGAGAAGACCCAGUCCGACACUCACUUUACCCUCCUGCCUGGUGUCAAACGGAGAACUGAGUGAAGACCAGCAGCUCGGAGCAACUUCAUGUAGCUAUAGCCAUAGUUCUUGCCCCAGCAGCCAAGCAGAGAAGCUGCGAGACUGUCAAGGAGGUGGAGGCGAUAAAGGCAACACUACAUUCUCUCACUUCAAUUACCUAUCCAGCAAUCACCUAUGACCAAGUACCACCAAGUAGUCUUUUUUUUUGUAAGAAAAAAUAAGAACAUACUGUUAUGAAAUGACGUACUAUGUGAUUAUCAUUACAUGAUAAAUAUUGAUUUAUUUUUGUUUGUUUGUUUUUGUUAUUUUGUAGUUCUCUUCAUAGCUGGUUUAGUACCAAGGGGCGAAACACUUUUUACUGCUGCAUGUUGGGAGGGAGUGAAGGGUGCAAAAUGAACGAACUGACUUUUGGGGGAGGCACAUCUGCCCCCCACCCAAGCCCCUCACAAGGGCCAUGGUGUUCUCAUUCUGCGUGUGAUGUACAUGAUUGAACAGAGUGAAUGUAGGCUGUCCACUAUACUAGUUAGUACUGUCUUUACAUGUUAGUGCUCUCCAUUCAGCUCACAGGAUUUACUGUAACAGAACUGACUCUGUGCUAAGAUCUUGUAAAGUGUGUCCAAAAGAGAAAGUGGUGGAAAUAUUUGACCCCUGGCCGUUUUUUGUUUUUAACCUUUUAACUAUGUUGUUGCCAUCUUCCACCAGUGUGCUCUUUUAAUCCUCAGGCUUAUGGGCCUUUGUUUCAUUUGUGCUUCCUCAGUUAAUCCUUUUUGUCAGUCUUUAAUUUAAAGCCCUUUAAGUUACAAUGCACAAGCCAAAUCUGCUUUACUGCUUUAUUCCUCUCUCUGUUUUCUUUAUUUCCCACAUUCUAAGUAGUGGUCUAGAUUGCCUUUUCCCCCCUCUCUUUGUGAAAUUGAAUCGGUUUUACUUGUUGACACCUGACAAUCAUCCCCAUCAUUUAUCAAAAUGCAGACUGGCUUGGAUUGAAGCAGGCUGGGUGUGCGGCUUAAAUCUUUACCAGAGUUAACCUGCUCAACUUUGAAUUUGAUCUGUGAGAACUUGAUUUCUCUUCCAUGUGAACGGUUCCUCUCAGAUGCCAUGGUACAGUGUUUCUGGCCAGCUCCUUGAGCAGCCCUUAGGUGGCACUGUGACAGCAUUCAGAAGGGGGCUCCAUGCUGAAAGUGAAAUCCUCCAGUGUUUGAGAUUAAAGGAGAUGAAAUUUGAUUUUAUCUGAUCCAUUCUGCAUUGAUAUUUGUGCUCUUUAGAUUGACAUUACUCGUUGCUUUUCUGUCCUCAUAGUUCUGCCCAAUAUCUUCAGUCUCGCUUUCAGAUUUCAUUUUUGUGUUGGCCAUAUCCAGCUUCAAUACUGUAAUAUUUCCUAUUUAAAGAUAUUACUAAAAGAUAAUCCGGUCGAUGAAAUUGCAUUCAUCUUUGCUGCCAGCUUCCUGAUAAGGUUCCUUUUUAUCUGUAAUUUUGAUCAAAUCUGACUUCUGUGUCACUCAUACUGCCUAUGGCAGGUGCUUAGCUACAUAAAUCAUUACCUUUAUAAAUUGUGUUGCCAAUGAAACCACCAAGAAGUAUUUUUUUAGUAGCCCUGCAUGAAGUCAUUCAUUUCCUUUCAUGCAAAGGAAGGGGUGGCAAAACAGCAGUGGUAAUUGUGUUAAUAUCAAAAUGUGCCAUUUUAUUAUAACACUAUAUUCUUUCAAGACAAAUUACCUUUUUAUUUUCUGUAGCAUGUAAUGUGUUAAUAUACUAGUAAAUAAAGUCAAACCCAUGACAAAUGA